CGGGUGCUGCGCCGGUGACGCUAAGCGACCCUUCACCGUCUCUCGGAUUCCCGUCCUCCACCGCGUACCACGCUAUGCCCCACCUGCGGCGCGCGCAGGCAGUGUCUCCCCUGCUUGCGUCGCGAUCCCAUUCCCAUUCCCAUUCCUAUGGCUAGCUACUACUAAUGCGCGCACGUCUUUUCGGGCGAGGCCAUUUCCAGCGCUGCGGAUCUGCAUAGCGUCACCAUGGAGCCGACCGUGCCGCCGCCGGUGGUGGUGGUCGCACCUUCCCCCAAGUCGCCGCCCAGGUACCCAGACCUCUGUGGCCGACGGAGGCUGCAGCUCCAACUCCAGAUCUUGAACCGCGAGAUCGGCUUUAUUGAGGAGGAAUUACAAUCUCUUGAAGGAAGUCAACCUGUGUCCAGAUGCUGCAAAGAGGUCAACGAGUUUGUAGGGACAAAACCUGAUCCCAUGGUGCCUAUAAAUACGAAGAUUCAAAGAUCUUGUUGCUUGUGGAGAUGGCUUGGGUCUAAAUUGUGCUUCGAUUUCUCAUGGAUUUGCUGCUUCAGUGGGUGUGCGCUUGGGCUGCAAAGACCAAGCUGCUCUUGUUCACAGAUUUGCACCUGUUGUCAAUGUGGAUGUCCAAUCUCUCAAUGUUGUCAUGAUAUGUCAUGCAGACGUUGCUGCAGUAGUUCAGGAGUUACUUGUAGCUGCAGCAAAGCAUGCGGUAGUUGUUCAAAGUCUAUCUGUAGUUGCAUUGGAGCAUGUUGUGUUUGCCUUAAAGUUCCUUGCAUUUGUGGCAUAAAAUGCAUCAGCUGCUCAAAAACUCCCUGCAGUUCCUGCAGCAAAUGCUCAAAAGUUCCUUGCAGUUCUGGUGAAACAUGCUGCAUUUGCUCAAAAGUUCCUAGCACCUGUCCAACAUGCUGCAGCUGCUCAAAAGAUCCUUGCACUUGCAAUGGAACUUGCUGCCUAAAAAAGCCUUGCAGUUGCAUCCCAACAUGCUGCAGUUGCCCAAAAACUCAGUGCGGUAGUUAUGGCACAUGCUGCAGCUGCUCAGAUGUGUGUUUCUUCAAAAGACGAUGUCAUUGUUUGAGUAGUUCCUGCUUGAGAACAUGUCGGCCAUCCUUCUCUUGUUCAUGCGGUGAUAAACCGUGUUGCUGUGACUGCAACACAUCAUGCUCAAAUUUGUGGCGUGCUCGAUCCUUCUGCUGUGAUUGUAAGCCAUCAUGUUCCAGUUCAUGCUGUGAUCAACAAUGUUGUGGCUGGAAACUUAGGGGUUGCCAAAAACCUUGUGGUUGCUCAUGGUGCAGUGGCUGGAUACCUUCAUGCUUCUUACCAUGCUGCUCUCGAAAAUGGUGCUGCUGUAGCUCUAGGCCUUCAUGCUCCAGUUCCUGCUGUUCCUUUCCCAAACUCUCCUGCCCAGAGUAUUCUUGUGGAUGUGUCUGGUCCUGCUCUAGGUGUACAGAUGCAUGUCAUUUACCAAAAUGUGCUAAGCCCUGCUGCGUCACUGGAUGUCUGUGUUAAGGUGAAGAACAUUAGUUUUCAGGAGUUAAAUUCGAAGAGAAAAUGGAGUUCGUGGUUGAUCCGGAUAGCAAACGAAGGCAACCGAUAUUGGCUAUGUGAAUCCACACAAUCGUGUGGC
Messenger RNA from Zingiber officinale, 1621 nucleotides. RefSeq names its product keratin-associated protein 5-1-like. NCBI's taxonomy places the organism in Eukaryota, Viridiplantae, Streptophyta, Magnoliopsida, Zingiberales, Zingiberaceae. The transcript is spliced from 6 exons. The coding region runs from base 226 to 1503 and encodes 425 amino acids. The record is from RefSeq and is a predicted model, not a curated record.